ACUUUAAAAUUAAUAUGAAAACAUCAGUCAAUUUGUCGAAAUAUAUUUCUCAUACAAAUUAGAAAACAAAAAUGUCAUUUUUGCAAUCAUUAUACAAAAAAUUUAACAAAUCUUUUUAUAAUGAACACAUUUUAUCGGUUAAAGCUUUUCUAGCCAAAACAGCUAUUGAAAUUUUAUUUCAUAAUUAUAAAGUGACCAGAUUUACGAAAUGUCUACCAACGAAAUAUAAAAAAAAUCAAACAAAUCCAUCAAAUACAACAACCGGAGGAGCAGCUGAAAAAACCUUGACGAACAAUAUUGGUGCCCCGCCGAUUUUUAAAAUAAAACUAUCUCCAAACUAUUUUGGCAAGUCUUCGUUAGAUUUUUACUCAGCAAAUCCUGCAGUCUGUGAUCGGUUGAGAAUGCUUCCACAGCCCGAAAACAGGCAUAACGAUUUUAAAUUUUUUGAUCGCGGUGAAGCUAUGAAACUGGUUAAUGGAAAGUUUUGGGAGGAUUCAAUAAAAGUACAAGUACUUGAUUGUAAUAGCAACACUCCACCCAAAGUUUGUCAUUUAAGACAGACUGGAGCCCCUAUAGAUUUCAGCAGACUUGUAUCAGCCAGCGGAAGUGCUUCUGAAAGUCCGACGGGAGCCAUUUACAAACUCGGACACAAUAGAACAACAAAUCUAAUUUUUUUACCGAAAGUCAUUGACGAAGGCAAUUUCUGUGGCAUGAAGUGGUAUCUUUGGAAUACAGAAUCUUCUGAAGCCUAUAAUAUAGGAUUUAAAAGAAAAUUCAAUGGUAGCUGUCUUAACCAAUUUGAAGAAAUGGUUACAUCCAACAGCAUGAUUCAUCCAUGCUUUUACAAAAAUCCCGAAAAUGGAAUAAUAGUCUACGGGAACAAAACUUUUCUUCUAAAAUCUUGCAAAGCUAAAACUUGGAAGAAGAAUAAUUUAAUAAUGCUCCUACCAUCUGGUCAAAUAUUUGAAGUCAUCGAUUUUCCAAAGGAAGAUUUUCAAGAAUUACUUGUCAAUAGAACUUUUUGUCCUUAGAUUCGAGUAAUAAGUUUUGUAGUCGAAUCACUUUUUGUACUUGAUAUAUUCCAAAUUUUUUACUGACGAGACCGUUAACUGCUGAGAUACUUCAUACUAAAAUUAAUGUUUAUCAUUAAUAAAUUUUAUUUGAUUGAUUAA
Eupeodes corollae is the source of this 1172-nucleotide messenger RNA. RefSeq lists its product as uncharacterized. The coding region runs from base 72 to 1031 and encodes 319 amino acids. The record is from RefSeq and is a predicted model, not a curated record. Lineage: Eukaryota; Metazoa; Arthropoda; Insecta; Diptera; Syrphidae. The transcript is spliced from 3 exons.